Messenger RNA from Scheffersomyces amazonensis, 1767 nucleotides. RefSeq names its product Ptr22p (gene PTR22). Gene Ontology annotation, cellular component: fungal-type vacuole; plasma membrane. Lineage: Eukaryota; Fungi; Ascomycota; Pichiomycetes; Serinales; Debaryomycetaceae. Gene Ontology annotation, biological process: oligopeptide transport; transmembrane transport. Bases 1 to 1767 code for a protein of 588 amino acids. The record is from RefSeq and is a predicted model, not a curated record. Gene Ontology annotation, molecular function: tripeptide transmembrane transporter activity. The transcript has a single exon.
AUGUCUACUACAGAAUUUGAAAAGGUUCCUUACGAAUCUUCUUUAGAGAAGCAUAUCUCCGAAAGAGAAAGUAGUUCUCCACAAGAUUCUCAAUUAGUUGAGGAAAUUGAUGAAAAGGCUCUUAAAUUCUCUGAUAACAGAGACGAAGAUGAAGGUAGAACUCCAACAGAAAUUGAAAUGAGCAUUUUAAGACAUGUCUCUGAAGAAAUUCCUUUAAGAUGUUGGUUGGUUGCUAUUGUUGAAUUAGCUGAAAGAUUCUCUUAUUAUGGUUUAUCUGCUCCAUUCCAAAACUAUAUGCAAAAUUCCCCACAAGAUUCUCCAAAGGGGGUUUUAGCAUUAAAUCAACAAGGUGCCACUGCUUUAUCUUAUUUCUUCCAAUUUUGGUGUUAUGUUACUCCAAUCUUUGGUGGUUGGUUAGCUGAUACUUACUGGGGUAAGUAUAAGACUAUUUUUGUCUUUUGUAUUGUCUAUAUUGUUGGUAUCUUUAUCUUGUUCAUUACUUCCCUCCCAUCAAUCACUGAUAGAACCACAGCAUUAGGUGGUUACGUAGCUGCUAUUAUAAUCAUUGGUUUAGCUACUGGUGGUGUUAAAUCAAAUGUUUCACCUUUAAUUGCUGAUCAAAUUCCUAAAACCAAACCAAUUAUUAGAGUUUUGAAAUCAGGAGAAAAGGUUGUUCAAGAUCCAAAUAUCACUAUUCAAAAUGUUUUUAUGUUCUUCUAUCUUAUGAUUAAUAUUGGUUCAUUAUCUGUUAUUGCUACUACUCAAUUAGAAGCUCAUGUCGGUUUUUGGGCUGCUUACUUAUUACCAUUCUGUUUCUUCUUUAUUGCUGUUCUUGCAUUAAUUCUUGGUAGAAACCAAUAUGUUAAGGUUCCUGUCGGUGACAAGAUUGUUAACAAAACUUUCAAGUGUGCUCUUGUAGGUGUUAAAAACGGAUUCAACUUGGAUGCUGCCAAACCUUCUCUUCACCCAGAAAAAGAAUUUCCAUGGAAUGAUCACUUCGUUGAAGAAGUUAGAAGAUCUGUUUACGCUUGUAAGGUUUUUGUUUAUUAUCCAAUUUAUUGGGUUGUUUAUGGUCAAAUGUUAAACAAUUUCGUCUCCCAAGCUGGUCAAAUGGAAUUACAUGGUUUACCAAACGAUAUUUUACAAGCUAUUGAUUCUAUUGCUAUUAUUAUUUUUAUCCCAAUUUGUGAAAGAAUUAUCUAUCCAUUUAUUAGAAGAUUCACACCAUUCAGAGCUAUUACUAAAAUUUUCUGGGGUUUCAUGUUUGGUUCUGGUGCUAUGGUUUACGCAGCUGUCUUACAACAUUAUAUUUACAGUGCUGGACCAUGUUAUGACCAUCCAAAAGCUUGUGCUCCUCAAUAUCAAAACGUUCCAAACCAUGUUCACGUUGCUAUUCAAGCUCCAGCUUAUUUCUUAAUUGCUAUUUCUGAAAUUUUGGCUUCUAUCACUGGUUUAGAAUAUGCUUAUACUAAAGCUCCAGUAGCCAUGAAAUCUUUUAUUAUGUCAAUGUUUUUGCUUACAAAUGCUUUCGGUUCAGCUAUUGGUAUUGCCUUAUCUUCAACUUCCGAAGAUCCAAAAUUAGUCUGGACAUAUACUGGUUUAGCUGUCGCUUGUUUUAUUGCUGGUAUUCUCUUCUGGCUCUGUUUCAACCAUUACAAUGCCAAGGAAGAUGAAUUAAACAAAUUAGAAUUUGACGAAGCAAACACGGAAGAAGACGAUUUAGUCCCAGUGACUACUUUACCUCAUUCUUUCAGAAGUCUUGCUUAG